CUAUAUGAUUAUAUAGCACCAGAUUGUUACAUUGGAAGUAGUCAUGACUACACAGGAACCUACAGCAAAACUGUUUCCAACAGAGAUUGUCAAGGAUGGAACAAAAAUUACACACAUGCAGUAAGCCAUAAGCCAAUUUAUCAAAUAGACUAUUCUACAAAUUACUGCCGUGCCACUGAAAUUGGAGACAAGUUAUGGUGUUAUACUACAGACCCAAGCACAGACUAUCAAUUUGAAAACUGUUCAAUUAUUCCAUGUUUUGCUUGUGGUGUUAUGGAUUCGCCACCUACUAGACUUCCGAAUUCAAUUUUGGUUGUUUCAUUUACCCAUGUUGUAGUAUCAACAUUUCAGUGUAAAUCAUUUACACAGGGAUUCUCACAGAAACACUGUCCAGUAUCUACAUGUAGAAGCGAUGACCAAUGGUCAACGGAUUAUAAUAUUUCAUGUACAAACGAAGACUGUUUCACACAAAGCACUGGAUACAAGGGGAAAGUACAAUGUACGGUAUCUGGUAUUACAUGCCAAAAUUGGAACAAGAAUACACCUCAUGUACCAAAAUUUCAACUUGAUGUCUCUGCAUCCAACUAUUGUAGAGAUCCGCCAUCGACUGGCCGCCCUUGGUGUUAUACAACAAACCCAGGUUUAAGAUGGGAAUUUUGUCCUGUUCCAACGUGCUGAAAUAUUGAAAUCAUUUGGUAAAGCUAAAAAAUGUACAGAAAUGAAAGAAACCUAAAGAUUUAAAUGUCUGUUUGUUUGGUGUCGUUGUUUAUCUUAGACAAAAUUUAAUUCAUGAAAAAAUCUGAACUUAAGUUUCAGUGUGAUUUUAAAUUUAAGUUGCUUAGAAGACGAUUUUGAUUGAUUUCAAACAUCCAUGAAACGUGGGGAUUUGAAAAAUGUUUAAAAUCACGUGAAGGAGAAGAACUAUCAUUUGUUGUAUAUUGUGCACUUAUUUAUAUAAAUAUUUCAAUGUAAUGUCUUUUAAUGUA
Mytilus trossulus (common blue mussel) is the source of this 986-nucleotide messenger RNA. RefSeq names its product hepatocyte growth factor-like. NCBI's taxonomy places the organism in Eukaryota, Metazoa, Mollusca, Bivalvia, Mytilida, Mytilidae. The transcript is spliced from 3 exons. The record is from RefSeq and is a predicted model, not a curated record. Bases 274 to 678 code for a protein of 134 amino acids.